Molecule: messenger RNA, 1726 nt
Organism: Taeniopygia guttata (zebra finch)
Lineage: Eukaryota; Metazoa; Chordata; Aves; Passeriformes; Estrildidae
Product: lens fiber major intrinsic protein
Biological process (GO): water transport; transmembrane transport
Cellular component (GO): apical plasma membrane; plasma membrane
Molecular function (GO): water channel activity
Source: RefSeq, a predicted model, not a curated record
GCCCUCCCCGCGGCCCCCCGGGCGGGGCGGGGACCGGGACCCCCGGUCAGCCCGUCCCGUGCCGGGGAGCUGAGCGCAGCAAAGCGCUUUGUGGCGGCCUCUGCAGCCCCGGCAGAUUCCGGCGGGCGCCAAUGGCCGGCCCGAGCCCUAAUCCCCCCGGCCGGGGACUCAGCGCCCGCUAAGCCGCGCUGAAUAAACCCUCCCGCAGACAACAGCACCGGGACGGGGGGGGGACACCCCGCAACCCCCAGCGGGGCCCACCCAGAGCCCCUCCCGCGGGGUGGGGGCGGCUCCCAGCGGGGGUUGCCCCAAAAUGUCCCCAAAACAUAUUGGGGGGGGGAGGUGGGAGGUGUGUCAGUGCUGGCCCCGAGCAAGGGGGUCCCCUAAACCCCACUGGUGGCACCAAUGGGUCACAGCCCCCCCCUCUCCCCCCAGGCAACCCCAGGGAUGGGGGUGGCGCAGCUCUGGGGGGAUCCCCACUAUCGGGGGGUGCAGGGGGGGCUCGGGGGAGCUCCUCGCUCGUGUCACCUGUCCCGUGGCCCGGGCAGCGAAGCGGUUAACGGGGGGGUGGCGGAGGUGCGAUCCCACCCCCGGGGCCGGCCCGGGGGGGGCUUAUAAAGGUGGGCACGGGCGGCCCCCGGGGAGGGGAGCGGGGCCGUGGAGGGCAGCGGGGCCAGGCCAUGCGGGAGCUGCGCUCGUCCGCCUUCUGGAGGGCCGUCCUGGCCGAGUUCCUGGGCAGCCUCCUCUAUGCCCUGCUGGGGCUGGGGGCCUCCCUGCGCUGGGCCCCGGGCCCCCCCAGCGUGGUGGGGGCCGCCCUGGCCUUCGGGCUGGCCCAGACCACCCUGGUGCAGGCGCUGGGCCAUGUCAGCGGGGGUCACGUCAACCCGGCCAUCACGCUGGCCUUCCUGAUGGCCUCGCAGCUCUCCCUGCCCCGUGCCAUGGGCUACCUGCUGGCCCAGGUGCUGGGCAUGCUGGCCGGUGCCGGGGUGCUCUAUGGGGUGACCCCGGGCCCCGUCCGUGGCACCCUCGGCCUCAGCGCGCUGCACCCCGGCGUGGGCCCGGGCCAGGGCACGGUGGUGGAGCUGCUCCUGACCGCCCAGUUCGUCCUCUGCGUCUUCGCCAGCUUCGAUGACCGCCACGACGGGCGCCCGGCCAUGGCCGCCGUGCCCGUCGGCUUCUCCCUCGCCCUCGGCCACCUCUUCGGGAUCCACUACACGGGUGCCAGCAUGAACCCCGCUCGCUCCUUCGCCCCCGCCGUCAUCACCCGCAACUUCGCCAACCACUGGGUGUACUGGGCGGGCCCGCUGCUGGGCGCGGCGCUGGGCGCGGUGCUGUACGAGUUCGCGCUGUGCCCGCGGCCGCGCAGCCUGGCCGAGCGCCUGGCCGCCCUCAAGGGAGAACCGCCCGCCCCCACCGCCGUCACCGCCGCCGCCGCCGCCGCUACCGAGCCGCCGCCCGAGCCGCCGGCGGAGCCGCUGGAGCUGAAGACGCAGGGGCUGUAACGGGGCCCGUCCCGGGGCGCUGCUUUGCUGUGACGGGCCCGCCGCGGUGCGUGUGGUGCGUGUGUGUGCGGCGCGGCGCGGCGGGCGGGCGGCGGCGGGGCCCCGCUGCCGGGAACCGGCCACCGGGCUGCCCGGGGCCGCCCGUACCGGGCCGGGGCCGCCCCGCCCCGCCGCGACGGGACUUCUGUGUUCUGUGAAUUAAACCUGCUCUUUUAUUUUGGUAA